Messenger RNA from Aspergillus mulundensis, 1401 nucleotides. Its product is annotated as Zn(II)2Cys6 transcription factor domain-containing protein. Bases 1 to 1401 code for a protein of 466 amino acids. The transcript has a single exon. The record is from RefSeq and is a predicted model, not a curated record. Gene Ontology annotation, molecular function: DNA-binding transcription activator activity, RNA polymerase II-specific; zinc ion binding. Gene Ontology annotation, biological process: regulation of transcription by RNA polymerase II. Lineage: Eukaryota; Fungi; Ascomycota; Eurotiomycetes; Eurotiales; Aspergillaceae.
AUGCUCAGGCCCCGCAAGACUCACACCAAAUCAAGGUAUGGCUGCGAUAAUUGUCGCCGCCGUCGCGUCAAAUGCGAUGAGAUAGGCCCGCCCUGCACGAAUUGCGUCCUCCGCCGGCUGGACAACUGCAUCUACUCGCGGGUCCUGCCGGCUUCUUUAAUGGGGGAUGCAGGUGGGCGCCGCGCAAGUACACCAUCAAGCACAAGCUAUACCAGCAGCAAUCAAUCAUUACCGGCAUUAACAACGCCAAUCCCCCCUCUCAAACCCAGCGUCGACGAGCUCGAACUCAUGCACCAGUUCACCGCAGAAACAUACCAGAGCCUCUGCGUCAACGAGAACGAGAUCCGGACCUGGCAGGUCCUUGUUCCCAGGCUCGCUCUGAAACACCGCUACCUCAUGCACGGCAUCCUAGCCCUGGCAUCCCUCCAGAUCGCCACAACGCGCGAACCCCCGGAUGCCGCGCUGGCAUACAUCGACGCCGGCCUCGAAUACCACAGUCUCAGCCUCGAACCCUUCCGAAUCGCCAUAGGCAAUCUAACGCCUGAAAACUGCGAUGCCGCUCUCGCGCAGUCUGUCGUUACCACGGCGAUCAGUCUCGCCCUGCCGCAGGUCACGGCGGCGCGGGAACUGCAGCGCGAGAAUCGGGAUACGCAGGCGCAGCCCCAAGCACAGCCCCAGGCGCGCAGUGGACUAAGCAUGAGCGUCACAGACAACAUCCUCACCGUCUUCGAGCUCCUACAGGGCGUAAAAAAAAUCUUCUAUUUCGGCAAGCGCCAGGCCUGGAUUAAUCUCGGGCUCUUCAGCAAGGGCGAGUUCUGGCGGAAAGACUGCGUCACGAAACUUGACCCCGAUACGGACGGUGCGCUGGAGAAGCUCGCGGAUUUAAACGCCACACUCCAGCAUCCAAAUGACGGGGGUGGUGCUGGACGUGGAAGCGUGAACCCCGACGUCAUCGCGCACCUCCGCCACUGCUUCAUGAAGUUCGCGUGCUCGCCGGAUCCGGCGCCCGUGCUGGCGUGGCUUGCGGCGGUGGAUGUGGGCUUCGUUGAGAGUUUACGGCGCCGCGAACGCUUGGCGAUGCUUGUGCUUGCGUACUGGGGGAUUCUGCUGGGCGAGUUGGACGGCCAGGAGCAUCGGUGGUGGGCGAGGAAUUCGGGACGCGUGCUUGUGGGGGAGGUCUUGGGGGGUUUACCUGGGCUGGGAGUAGGACUGGGUCCGGGGGUAGGUACUCGGACUGGGACGGAGAAUGAGCUGGAGGCGCGAGGGUGGGGUGAUUGCUUGGCUUGGGUGAGGCGCAGGGUAGGGGAUAUUCCGCGGCCGAGGACUGGUGGGGAGGAUGGGGAUGGACGGCUUAGGAUGUUGUUCCAGGCGGGGAUUUAUGUUCCGCCGCCGAUAUCGUGA